AUGAAAGCAAUAAAGACAGCUGGAAUCAUCUUCAUCUGUUUUUCACUGCUUCACGGUUUUGUUGCAUCGCUGAACUGCACCAGCCCAACACCUGAAGGCUUGUUUGAUGCACUUGAAAAGGAAUUAUUUUCUAAAAAACUCCUACGGCCUGUAAAACACUUCUCACAUCCACUGAAUGUGUCCAUCGAUAUGACUGUGGUGGGAUUAUUAGGAGUGGCAGAAAAAGCACAAUCCCUGACAACAUUCAUAUGGCAAGUCCUGGAGUGGCAUAUAGAGGGACUGAGCUGGGAUGAGGAGGAAUGUGGAACUUCAAGAGUCUCUGUCCCUCGGGAAAAACUUUGGGUCCCAGACAUCCAGAUUGCAGAGUUCAUGGAUGAAGACAAAUCUCCCAAAACUCCCUAUGUCUACUUAUACAACACAGGCCGUGUAUAUGAUGAUAAGCCAAUCAGGGUGGUCAGCUCCUGCAGAUUAGUAAUCUACACUUUCCCCUUCGAUGUCCAAAACUGCUCUCUGACCUUUGAAUCAUAUCUACACUUUCAAAAUGACAUAAGGAUGACCAUAGGCACCACAGCUACAGAGGCCCUGAAUGAGUCCAAAAGUGUAAUACAGACCAAAGGGGAGUGGGAGCUUGUAAAUAUCCAAGCAGUUCCAACUAACCUGGACAUCACUGAUGGAAGCUACUCUGAGAUCAAAUACUAUAUCAUUAUCAGACGUAGGCCAAUCCUGUAUGUGGUGAACCUCAUUAUGCCCAGCUGCUUCCUCAUCACUGUGGACCUCUUCAGCUUCCUGCUGCCUCCCCAGAGUGUGGACCGGUCCUCCUUCAAGAUGACCCUCAUCCUGGGCUACACAGUCUUCCUGCUCAUCAUGAACGACCUGCUGCCUGUCACUGGAAAUGAAACACCUCUCUUGAAUGUUUUCUUCUCCCUCAGUCUCGCUCUGAUGGUGGCCAGCCUAUUGGAGACCGUGUUCAUCACUAACAUCCAGUUCAGCUCCAGCCAGUACAGUGAGGUGCCUCACUGGCUCAGUGUCCUCGUAUUACAAUACAUAGCUGUUAUUGUUUGUCUCCCUCCAAAAAAGAACCGCAUCACAGUCUCUUUACGCCCAUCUACGAGAGCAGUGAGUGCCAACAUCAUCUCUUCAAGAGAUCUUCAGGGCGUCGGUGGUGGCGCAGAUACAGUGAAACCCCCUACGGAGCCGGCCCUGGAUGAACUGAGGAAGCUGAGCAGAGACCUCAUGGCCAUCCGCCUCCAGAUGGAAAAUCACUUCAGGGGAAGCAAAACCUCUCAGGAAUGGCACAUGAUCGGGAUAGUCAUUGACCGUCUGCUGUUUGGCUUGUACAUCGUCUUCAUCACAGUCAGCAUCAUCACCAUGUUAUGCGUCUGGGUCAAUAGUGACACAUAUGAAAAUUGACUCAGUUAAAUCACACCAUUAUACUAAUCAUUGGGAAAAGAAUGACCAGUUGGCAGUUACAAUAGUAAAAUUGAUAAUAACAUGCUGUAUUAGUUCUUGGUUUUUGCAGUAGUUCUAAAGGAAAAUUCAAAAUGUCACUUCUUUAACUCAAAAGAAAACAAAUGAAAUGCAAAAAUAUCCAUCAUAUGUGCUUUUCACUGAAUGCAGUUGAAUCUAAAGCCACAUAUAGCGUUGUUUAUGUUGUUUGCCUUUUUCCUGCAUAACAUUUAUUUUUUCUUAAAUGUAAGCUUGGUCGCUGAUUAACAAGUUUCUAAACAGCAAAAAAAUAAGCACAUGAUUCUUCAGCAAAGUGACUUGAGAAUGGAACAGAUGUUAAGAGGCAGAGGUGUUAAAAAAUAACACGGGUGAGUGGUUAUCACAGGUGUGGAACAACAAGUGCCUGAUGCGUUUCGCAUUUUUAUUCGUGAGGAUUGAAUGUCCUCAAAGUGAUAGGAACAUCCUGUCGGUGGCUUGCUUUGUGAAAGUUUGAAACCCUCACAUUUUACACGAAUACAUCCAUAGUUUUAACGGUUAAAAUGUUCAUGUGCCUAUUUGUAAUCAGUCCAGUUUUGUGUUUGCUUGUAUAGGUAAAGUGUGCGAUUAGUUUUUGUUUAAGCUUAAGCUUUGGUGAGGAUCAUGUUAGACAUGUAGGAGUGGUGGUAAAGGUUAGGAUUCUUAAGUCUCCAGA
This is a messenger RNA of Scatophagus argus, 2137 nucleotides long. RefSeq names its product 5-hydroxytryptamine receptor 3A-like. The record is from RefSeq and is a predicted model, not a curated record. NCBI's taxonomy places the organism in Eukaryota, Metazoa, Chordata, Actinopteri, Scatophagidae. The coding region runs from base 1 to 1410 and encodes 469 amino acids. The transcript has 9 exons. Gene Ontology annotation, cellular component: membrane; neuron projection; synapse. Gene Ontology annotation, biological process: chemical synaptic transmission; nervous system process; monoatomic ion transmembrane transport. Gene Ontology annotation, molecular function: transmembrane signaling receptor activity; neurotransmitter receptor activity; extracellular ligand-gated monoatomic ion channel activity.